Molecule: messenger RNA, 1530 nt
Organism: Sitodiplosis mosellana (orange wheat blossom midge)
Lineage: Eukaryota; Metazoa; Arthropoda; Insecta; Diptera; Cecidomyiidae
Gene: spz6
Exons: 6
Coding region: 231-1391 (386 amino acids)
Biological process (GO): regulation of Toll signaling pathway; innate immune response; central nervous system formation
Cellular component (GO): extracellular region
Molecular function (GO): Toll binding; growth factor activity
Source: RefSeq, a predicted model, not a curated record
UUCAAUCAGAGACGCAAGCAAAUCCGCCCAAGUAAAAUAAAACUAAUUGUUUUCGGUUGUUCAGUUUACGUUUGUAGCUCGAUGCGAGCAGAAUCGUUUUUCGAGGUUUAAUGAUCGUCGAGUGUGUAUGUUUUUUUUUCUCAAAAAGACAACGGUUUUAUAAACAUUUUUGCGUACAAAAUUAUCGGAUAUUAGGUGUAGUUUAAAAAAAAAAUAACACGGCGAAAGCAAUGAAUUUAUACAUUUUUAUGACAUUUGUGCUCUUACACAACGUAGUCGUUGUGCUGACACAGGAUCCACAUAUCGAUGAUGAGGAGCCACCAGAAGGAUAUUAUGCGUUCGUUGAAUCAGCUUCAGCCAUACCGCCGAGCGUUCGUCCACCCCCAUAUACUCAUGUAAAUCUCGAAUGCAAAGAUAUUCCCAGUAAAAAUGCCUUUGUGUCGGUGCACAAUAUUUGCGGUGACUUGAAUAAAGGUCAAAUACCACGCAAUCCAAUGGGACAAAAUGUGUUAGGUGAACCGUAUCCAUUUGAAUUGAUUCGAAAUCGUACAUUGGACUUUUUGUCAAAAACAUUACCCGUACUAAAAGCUGAUGACACUCUGCCGAAAGUGACACAACUUCUCGACGAACAAAUCGAUGUCAUUGACAAUAACGGUAUUGGAAAUCGUGUGGGUCGUCGAAACGCGAGAAGUACGAACGAAGACGAUGAGAAUCGCAAACCACGAAGACUUUGCGAUGGUAAUGGUGGCGGUGUGUUCUGUACGUUGUAUCGUGCUAUUCAAGGUGAAGGCUUCGGUGGCGGCGGUGGCAAUGGAUCACCUCAAAUUGCCGAACGUCGUGAAGAAUUAAAUGCACCACGUUACGAAGGUCCACCAACACCCUGCCCGGCCAAAGUUGAGUACGCAACACCAGUGUUUGCCAAAAAUUAUCAAGGAUCAUGGCGAUACGUUGUUCAAAUUCCAUACGAAGGAUACUUUACACAAACCGUCGAAGUGACACGUUGUCUGCAAUCACGAUGCCAUUAUUUGGACGGCGGUUGUUUGUCGUCUCCGCGUUGGGUUAGUAUGCUUGUGGCCGAAAUUUUUUAUCCAACCGAAUAUAGUUUAUCGACUACGACAAGUACACCCGCUCCAUCCGUUGGUGAUUUCCAAAAUUAUCAACAAUACUUGCAAAAACGAGCUGGCGCCUCAUCAGCCACUGAUGGUACAUCGGAUCAACAGUUGAACAACGAUCAAAAGUCCAUACAUUGCGACGGUUACGACGAAAUUGGUUGCUUCGAAGUGCGUCUCUACUACGAUUGGUUCUUAAUUCCUGGUUCUUGUAAGUGCUGGCGACCAGACUACUUUGCCAGAUAUGUCCGAAGAAAGCCCGGCAACGCCGCUGAUUUGUAAAUAACACAAUCCAAAAAUUAACAAAAAAAAAGGUAGAAGCAAACAAAAAAAAAAACAAAUAAAAAACAAUACACAAAACGAACACUCUACAUUCGAUAGCAAAAAUGAAGUGACAACCGUCUCACAUCGAACAAAUUAA